This is a messenger RNA of Branchiostoma floridae (Florida lancelet), 2919 nucleotides long. RefSeq names its product protein FAM227B-like. The record is from RefSeq and is a predicted model, not a curated record. Lineage: Eukaryota; Metazoa; Chordata; Leptocardii; Amphioxiformes; Branchiostomatidae.
GCUUGGAGAUUAGUCUUGGGCAGAUUUGACUGUAUGAUCUAUCGCUACCACCUGUUCAGAGUUACCCAGAAUGCACCGCGAUAGCCAUCACUUACAAAAUGGCGGCGCCCAUAGCAACAGAGGACGCUCCCGGGUGAUUUUUUCCCUUUUUCCACCGCAAAUCGAAGUAAUUUGGCUAUUACAACCGACCACAGGUUUCACCGAUGUUCUACACUGGCUUGUAGUACUGUGGCAUGCCUUAGUACUACCGAUUUAUUUGCAGAAAAUAGUAGAAUUGAAAUCAGAUCUGACUCUCCAUCGAACUUGCUCACUCGACCAGUACUUUGCCGGGUCAGCUCUUCGCUUUAGUCAACAUUAAACUGCGGUGCCUCAGAGCAGAUAUCAACAUUCACAAGGAAUAAUACAACAUUGGGAACCAAUCUAGCUUGAGAUCGGGUGUGUAUGUGUGUAUGAUAAAGCCAGGAUGGCAAGCCAAGCGCAGCCGAGCCCUCUCACCGACCCGAGGAUUCUCGCCAUCAUGGCGUCCCUACAACAGCCCGAUGAAGAGGCACAUGAACAGAAGUACGCGUCCUUUCCCGGAUUCCGCGCUGCGGAGCUGUUGGACCUACCGCAGCAGUUGGAGGCUCCGCAGGUCAUGGACAGGGUCACCAAGGCUCAGGACUUUAAUCCUGGCUUUAAGAAGCUGUGGAAGAAGCUGUUUCUGUCGGAGGCAUCGGUAGCUGUGAUGCAGGACACAUUCUGGUGGUAUUUCCUGGAGAAGUUUGAGAAAAACCGACCUGAAGACCAGGACCGGCUGUUUAACCGGAUAGCGGACAGCUUCGUGGCUCUCUUCAUGUCUGUUAACCCUGAUGUCAGGGACAAGUACUUCAAAGUGUAUGCAGACUGCUUGGCCCAGUCCAUCUAUGCUGCCUUUGCUGAAGCUUUUCCUGAGUCCCAGGACAAGUUUGACGAACGCUUCAUCAAGGACCUUAUCAACAUCAUAUCUGAGUGGAUAUCUGGUACCCGCCCAGCCCCAGAGUCGUGGCGUAAGUGGAACUUGAAGCGCCUGCGGCCCAAGAGCCCCACAGCCAUGGCGGACGACGAACACAGCAAGCAGAAAUCCAUGAUGGCCGCUGCGACUUCCCUUACCAAAACAGUCAGGUUUGUAAAUUUGGUGGGUCUUGUGAUGCAGACCAGCGCUUCAAGCGACCAAUCAGGGUCCAGUAAAAGGAGCUCUGACCAAUCAGAAGGAGGAGGAAGAAAAUCAGUGAACUUCAGCUUGAACUUUGACAUGUCAGACCUGCGUGACAUCAGUCGGCUGGGCAAAACUGACCAGGCACGCGUCGCCACGGGAACGACCGCCACUCACUCACCGGUCAAGACCAGGGAGCUGCCCAGUAGGAGUACCAGAGUCGGUACCCAGGGUGGAAUAACUACUGAGUCCCGUAUUGCUACAGUCAGUACACCCAAGCUGCAGCCUAUAGAGUCUCACCAGACAGGCCCAGGCCCGCAGUUUGAACGGGUGACCUUUAACCUGUCCGGGCGGAGUCCGCUGGUGUCGCACUACCUGCAGAUGAAGAGUCUAGAGGAGCGGGAGACCAGAGACCUGGUGGGGAGGAGGGUCCGCAGGACGGAGGUCAAGAGGCUGCCUCCUCCUGGCCCGACCUACCGAGAUGUCAUCAAGGAGUCCUUGGAGAUGACCAAGAGUCUACAGGAUGAGUAUAAGAAGAUUUGUGAGAUCACUGCCCAGGAGAGGAUGAGAAUAGAGAGACAGAGAAGAGAUGCUGUCAAACAGAUUGAGAAGUUAAAACAGGACCUUUCCAAGCAGAGUUGGGAGAUGAAGGUCUUUACUGAGAAGGUUCACGACAAACGGAAACAACGAGAGUUGUUCAAACCUGCCAACAGGGGGAGAGACAGAGACUGGAUGGAUGAGGAGGAGACAGAAGAGGAGGAGGAGGAGGAUGAAGAUGAACAAGGAGAGGAGGAAGGUCCAGGUGAUGGAGAGAUGAAGGAAGGAGGAGAUAAGGAAGAAGAAGAACAGAAAAGGGUACCAGUAGUACAGAUCAAUGAAGAGAGUGUGAGAAGUGCACGGAGCUCGGCUCAGUCCAGAAAGUCAGCUGGAUUCUAUAGUUAAGACAACACGAAAUGAGGAGCUGCAUUUGAUGUCACCAUGUUUUUAUUGUUGCUGGAAAGGGUACACAAAACAGUUUUUCAUAAACAGCAGGCAACACUAAUUAUUGUGUCUGAAAUAAGACAGUGUCCAAUUCCUGAAAAUUUGUUCUUUAUUGCGAGGAGAAUAACAUUGUCUGAUACUGAUUAUGUUACAUCAUCAACAUAAAAAUUCAUCAUAGUUGGUAAAUUACAUACGGUAAUAAGAAAAAUAAAUUCGGGUGAGUAAAAUUUUCAGGAGUUGGAGAAUAGUGUAUAUCUCUUAUGAUGUUACAUUAUGGCACAGAACACUGAAUACCCACAGCUAAUGGGAACAUCUUUCAGUCUUAUUAUCAUGAUAUAGAGUUAAGAUUCAUAGAAUUCUGCAAAAUUCUGUAUGCCUUUCUCAGAAUUCUGGAGAAUUCUGUAGAACUGUUCAUGUCCCUGGAGACAGCAAACAAUAAAAUGGGUAGUGAGUUUGCUAGAACUAUUAUUUAUUCAAUAGACAUGAGAAGCUCAAAUCGGCCUGCAGGCUACUUUUUAUUUAGGUCAUGGGGGAGGUUGAGGGUCAGAUAGAAUAUAACAGAGAUACAGAUUACAUUGAACCCUUAUAAAUCAACAUAUCACUCACACUCACUCACUAUCCGUUUAUAUCUGAUUACAUAAUACAAAAACAUAUAGUAGACUGUAGGCAGGGUUCAUGGUCCAUGUACAUUUGUAUUGGUCAUUUCUUUUACUUCAAGAGUAUCUGAAAGUAGGUUAGAUUUGUAGCCUUACGUGUGAGUGUCUGAG